Molecule: messenger RNA, 1759 nt
Organism: Rubroshorea leprosula
Lineage: Eukaryota; Viridiplantae; Streptophyta; Magnoliopsida; Malvales; Dipterocarpaceae
Source: the annotation of a GenBank genome assembly
AGUCAUCACCUUUUCUUGCGCAGACAGAUUUCUUCCUCGCAGCACACUUAACCACUCUAAUUAACCUUAUCAUUCCGACUACUGGAUUCUCACCCAGAACUCAAAAAUGGCAGAAAUCAAAGCUGAACCCACUUUCCACCUCGUUUCCGAGGCUGAUAUCUCCGACGAGGAGCCCCGUAGAACUCAACGUGUUGCCUCCCUCGACAUCUUCAGAGGCAUCACCGUGGCGCUUAUGAUUUUAGUGGAUGAUGCUGGAGGGGAGUGGCCAGCUAUUGCUCACGCGCCGUGGCAUGGUUGCAAUCUUGCUGAUUUUGUGAUGCCCUUUUUCCUCUUCAUCGUGGGCAUGGCUAUUCCACUUGCUCUUAAGAGGGUAUCAAGACGACGCGAAGCUUUCGGGAAGGUGAUUUUUAGGACUUUGAAGCUCUUCUUGUUGGGCCUUUUGUUACAAGGGGGGUUUUCUCAUGCUCCUGAUGAACUAACUUAUGGGGUUGAUAUGAAAAUGAUAAGAAUCGGUGGAAUUUUGCAGAGAAUAGCUUUCUCAUACUUGUUGGUGGCUAUUUUGGAGAUCUUUCUAAAAGAUGGAGCAAGCAAGGUUCUUUUACAUGGCCACUUCUCUAUAUUCAAGUGUCACUGUCGGCAUUGGGCAAUGGGUGCAUUUUCAAUUAUUGUUUACUCUGCUUUUAUGUAUGGAAUAUAUGUUCCUGAUUGGCAUUUCACUGUCCAUAACAAGGAUAGUGCUGAUUAUGGGAAGGUUUUCCCUGUAACCUGCAGAGUGAGAGGAAAACUCGAUCCUCCUUGUAAUGCAGUGGGAUUAAUAGACAGAUCAGUGCUAGGAAUCAAUCACAUGUACCAACAUCCUGCAUGGAGAAGAUCUAAGGCCUGCACUGAGAAUUCCCCAUAUGAGGGUCCAUUAAGAAAAGGUGCUCCAUCAUGGUGUCAUGCCCCUUUUGAACCGGAAGGGAUCCUAAGUUCAAUAUCUUCCCUUCUUUCCACAAUUAUUGGAGCACAUUUUGGGCAUGUGCUUAUAUACUUGAAGGGUCAUUCUGCUAGAUUGAAGCAUUGGAUCAUCAUGGGACUUUUUUUCCUUGUUUUAGGACUCAUUCUACAUUUCACACAUGCAAUUCCUUUAAAUAAACAACUCUACACUUUUAGCUAUGUUUGUCUCACAUCAGGAACAGCAGCACUGGUUUUCACAACAAUAUAUAUUCUGGUUGAUAUUCAGAAUUUGAAGCAUGUCUUUCUGCCCUUAAAAUGGAUUGGUAUGAAUGCUUUGCUGGUAUAUGUCCUGGCAGCUGAAGGCAUAUUUGCAGGUUUCAUUAAUGGAUGGUAUUACGAAGAUCCACAUAACACACUGAUAUACUGGAUUAAGAAGCACAUUUUCAUCGGAGUGUGGCAUUCACAACGAGUUGGUGUUCUACUCUACGUUAUAUUUGCAGAGAUACUGUUCUGGGGUGUCGUUGCAGGCAUUUUGCAUUGGCUUCGAAUUUACUGGAAGCUUUAGGUUCCAUAAAGAAAAAGGUCUGUGCUCAUCUGCCAGAUAGUAAUCCUAAAUUUUCCACUCUUGAUUACGAAAGGAUUUUAUCUCGUAUACUUCGUUUUUAUAUAUGUAGUGUUGCUUUGGUAGUUCAGUUUCAAAUGUAAACUUCACGUGUCCUAAUUAUCCUAAUUAUAGAGUGUUAUGAUAUCAAAUGAAUGAAUAUGUAUAUACUGCUUUAUUCAAUGUGACAUAGCAUGAAAUGAGUAAAUAUAUUUAUUACAA